Molecule: messenger RNA, 2122 nt
Organism: Orbicella faveolata
Lineage: Eukaryota; Metazoa; Cnidaria; Anthozoa; Scleractinia; Merulinidae
Product: RNA polymerase II-associated protein 3-like
Cellular component (GO): protein folding chaperone complex
Molecular function (GO): protein binding
Source: RefSeq, a predicted model, not a curated record
GGUAGCAAGCCUUUCCUCGCCCAAUAACCACGGUGGGUGUGUAAAGAAGCAGUCCCCAUAGUCAAUAACCUUCCCUUCCUCUUUCUCAUUGGAGCCGAUUGAAACAGGGCGAUCGAAAUGAUGACUCUGGCAUUCUUCCAUUGAACCACCUUAAAGUCAGCCCAGUUACAAAUGUUUUUGGAACGCAUUCCAGCCCCAUCCGUAGAGGGGACACGAGAGAACCCCCGGCUCCACCCUUAGUUCCCGCCCGCAACCCCGCCUCUCCUCCCCCCCUCCGCUGACCGGUAAAAAUUGGAAUGGCGUCCAUGAAUGUUGACACUGAAAUGUCUCCAAGGAGAAAGCGCGGUUACAAAUUGCUAGAAAAAAAGAUGGCGGACGCUUUGAAGGUACAACUGAACAUUCGCCAAAAUGCCGAAGAAUUGCAAGAUUUGCUGAAAGAUCUGGAUAGUUGGCAGGAUGAAAUGAAAGUCAAAGAUGAAGAACUCCGUCAUGCAAAGAUAAUUACAAAACAGAGCCUGCCUCCUGUGAGGAAUCAGUCAAGGAGAAAGAAGACGAAAAAGAAAGAAUCAUCAACACAUUCUAACAAUGACAACAAACCAAAAAAUAAAACAAGAAUAAGCUCAUAUGACUACAGAUCAUGGGAUAAAUUUGAUGUUGAUAAAGUUUUAACAGACAUGGAUGAACAAGAGGAAAUGAAGACAUUUUCCAGCUCUGAGGAAGAAAGUGAUGAGACUGAUGAAGAGGUAGAGAAUGAGAGAAAGUUGCAGAGGGCACUGCUUGAAAAGGACAAGGGAAAUGCUCUUUUCAAGGAAGGGAAAUUUGAAGAGGCUAUUAACUGCUACACAGCAGGGAUUCAAUUUGACCCAACAAAUGCCAUUCUUCCAGCUAACAGGGCAAUGUGUCUGCUAAAAUUACAAAGAUAUGGGGCUGCUGAAGCAGACUGCAAUCAAGCGUUGUUGCUGGAUGGAUCUUACACUAAGGCAUACCUGAGAAGAGGAGCAGCGCGUUUCCAGCUGGGAAGGAUUCAAGAAGCUGAAGCUGACUACAGAAAAGUGUUGAAGCUUGAACCAAGCAACAGACAGGCCCAGGAAGAAAUGAAAAACAUUGCAAAGCUGUUGAAUGACAAGGAAAAACCAGCAGAAACUGAAGAACAGUUAAAGAAAGUGGAAUGCAAUAAGAAAUCGUCGGCUAAAUCUAAAAAACCUCUGAAACGUAUAGUUAUAGAAGAGAUUGGAACAGAAAGUGACAGCGACCGUGAAAAUGAAGUUUCCACCCAGGCACAAGUGUCAGCUUCUUUAUCGACGGAAGAGAAGAGAAAUGAUGCAAAUCAAGCUCCUUGUACAAACGGUUUUGAUCAAGUUGAGAAAUUAAAAGUGAAACCAAACGACAACGGUUCAACUAAGCUAUCACCAUCAUCCUCAUCAUUACCGCCUUCAUCAGGUCAUGUCCAGUCCUCCGCGCCCACCACUCCGUCCCAGACCACUUGGAAGUCAUUCACCGCACCAAAAACAUCCGGGCAGUUUCAAUCCGAUUGGAGAGCGCUACAAAAAGACCCGGAACAACUCUUUCAUUAUUUCAAACAAAUCAAUCCAGAAUCGUACCCCAAGUUGUUCCAACAAUCAAUUGAGUCGGACACGCUGAAUAAGAUAACCAAGCUAUUGCAGGACUUCUACAUCCCAAAUGGUCUCCCUGUGUACAAGGAGUUGAGAUACCUGGCUGAAGUCAAGAGAUUUAGCAUGGCUGUUAUGUUCCUAUCAGAGAAGGACAAGAAAGUUAUAAACGCUCUUCUACACAGUGUGCGAGAACAUAAGGAGGAACUGAAUCUAAAUGACGAUGAUGUUUUCUCUUUGGCAAAAAAAUACGGAGUGUCUUGACGAGACUGGGAGCUUCUGUGUACCACAGCGUUACUGACUGACAGAUGUCACUCAAAUGCAACACACACUUUGAUAGUCCUGGUGAUAGUCGUGUUUGCUUGAAAGGGUUUAAAAUCAGCAUCCAAGAUUUUGAUCAUGUGAUUGACGUGUUAUUCUUGGAUACUGAGGCGCCGUUCACACUACGCUGGAGGAAAUUUUGAAAACGGAAGUUUCACUCUGAAAACGCAUCUAAUGUGUUCCUUCCACAC